This is a messenger RNA of Amyelois transitella, 1748 nucleotides long. Its product is annotated as pickpocket protein 28. The transcript has 10 exons. Gene Ontology annotation, biological process: sodium ion transmembrane transport. NCBI's taxonomy places the organism in Eukaryota, Metazoa, Arthropoda, Insecta, Lepidoptera, Pyralidae. The coding region runs from base 245 to 1252 and encodes 335 amino acids. Gene Ontology annotation, molecular function: ligand-gated sodium channel activity. Gene Ontology annotation, cellular component: membrane. The record is from RefSeq and is a predicted model, not a curated record.
AAUCUUUUCAAUUUUCAGUCUUGAAAUAUUUGAAGAUCUUACCUUGGUAUGUGACAGCCAUCUAAAUUCAGCAAUUGGUAGAAAUUUCAGUAAUCCAAUAGAUUCUCUAUUAAAUCUUGAAAAGGUAGCACCAACGAUCGAAGAAGCAUUCUUCGUGUGUAAAUGGAAAUACGCAUUAACAGACACGUGUGCGGCCUUGUUUUCACCAAUUCUAACCGAAGAAGGAUUUUGCUUCACCUUCAAUAUGUUAGGGGCUGAUGACAUUUUUAGAAAGGAAAAUUUACAUAGUGACUACGUAUAUUUAAAACAUAGUAAUAAAUCGCCAUCUUGGAAUUCAGAGUCUGGGUACGCUGACGGUACAGGAAAAGAUACUUACCCUCGAAGAGGAUCGGGAUAUGGAGCUAACAUGGGCCUUGUGUUUUUGGUAAAUCAGAAUAAAGGAGAUAUUGACUACCUUUGCCGAGGUCCUGUGCAAGGUUCCAAGGUUCUUUUGCAUAGUCCUUCAGAAUUUCCAAGGAUAUCCCAUCAGUAUUUUCGAACUGCUUUCAAUCAAGAAGCAGUAGUAGCAGUCAAACCACAAAUGUUGACAACAUCUGAAACCUUACGGUCUUAUCCUCCUGAAAGACGACAGUGUUAUUUCUCGCAGGAGCGAUACCUACAUUACUUCAAAGUCUAUACUCAAUCAAACUGCGAAUUCGAGUGUUUGACAAACCAUACAUAUGCGAAAUGUGGAUGUGUGCAUAUCGGGAUGCCGCGUGGUCCUGGAAUGAAAGUUUGUAAUACUGGGAAAGUUGAAUGUAUGAACGGAGCACGCAAUGAUUUCAUGGAACAAGAAUUGGAUGCAAUUUUGAAACAAGGAAAGCAUUGCAAUUGUCUACCGUCCUGCACAUCCAUUGAGUAUGAAACUGAGAUCUCUCAAGCUAACUAUGAUUUUAAGGCUCUUUGCAAAGCCUAUAGAAUAGGCGACGUGGAUGGAAUUAACGAAAACUUUCUCAUGUCCCGGGUGAAGGUAUUCUUCAAAUCGUCGCAAUUCAUAGCAUCUCAGCGGCGGGAGAUGUAUGGAGUUAUAGAUUUCUUGGCCGACUGCGGAGGAAUUUUCGGUCUAUUUUUGGGCGUGUCUUUACUAAGUCUGGUCAAAAUCGUCUACAUAGUCUCUGGACGAAUUUCCAAUAGCUUGUCGGGAAGAAAUAAAAGUAAUGAGUCUGAUGAAUUUUACGAAACAGUAGCAAACACUAGUAGUGUCUUAAAUUAAAAUAUAAAAUUAAAAGUUAAUUUUCUUUGUUUUAUGACAAGUGUAUUAUUACUUACAAAUCACAGGCAUUGCCUAAUUACAAGAAACAAUAAAAGAUUUGUCCCGUAUUUAUUUAUUUUUACUACAAUAAUAAUUAAACAACUUUUAUUAAGAUAUCACAAGCAGGUAAAAAGAAAAGCAACUAACCAUGUAAAGUGCAAGUAAGUAAGUAUAGUUAUCACACUUUGUGAAAUAGAAAAAUAACUAACAUAGUUUGGUGUAAAUGCUUACUAGAAGAUCUGACACAUUAAUUUGUUUGUUUGGAGUCUUCGAUUUCAGGAAUCUGUUUAUCUUCUGUUUCUGUCUUCUUAAUGCUGCGUUUCUUUUGAUACGCCACGCAACAUAGUCUAUACACGAAAAAAAUACUAAUUAUAAUCACUUCCUAUCAUAAUCACUAAUAAUAAGCCAUCGCGCGUGAAUACGGAAUGAUGCUUUAUAGCAUGAUUCAGAAUUCACG